This is a messenger RNA of Corylus avellana, 3823 nucleotides long. RefSeq names its product zinc knuckle (CCHC-type) family protein. Gene Ontology annotation, cellular component: RQC complex. Gene Ontology annotation, molecular function: ribosomal large subunit binding; zinc ion binding; tRNA binding. Gene Ontology annotation, biological process: rescue of stalled cytosolic ribosome; ribosome-associated ubiquitin-dependent protein catabolic process. NCBI's taxonomy places the organism in Eukaryota, Viridiplantae, Streptophyta, Magnoliopsida, Fagales, Betulaceae. The record is from RefSeq and is a predicted model, not a curated record.
AUACAAAGCAGUACCGAUUGAACUUUUAGCGUGUAGUGGGCGGAGCUCGCGCGCCUGAAACUCAAGCCAACUCUGUUUUCAUUGAAGCUCGCAAUUCACGAACAAACCAGAUAUCGAAGAAGAAGAAGAAGAAGAAAAUGGUGAAGGUGCGCAUGAACACGGCCGAUGUGGCCGCAGAGGUGAAGUGCUUGCGUAGGCUAAUCGGCAUGCGUUGCUCCAAUGUUUAUGAUCUUUCUCCCAAGACAUAUGUGUUCAAGUUGAUGAAUAGUAGUGGAGUCACGGAGUCCGGCGAGAGCGAGAAAGUCCUUUUGUUGAUGGAAAGUGGUGCUAGAUUGCACACCACCGCAUAUGUUAGGGACAAAAGUAAUACGCCCUCGGGGUUUACUCUCAAAUUAAGGAAGCAUAUACGCACCAGAAGGCUUGAGGAUGUACGGCAACUUGGAUAUGAUCGGAUUAUUCUCUUUCAAUUUGGAUUGGGUGCAAAUGCAAGCUAUGUUAUAUUGGAGCUGUAUGCUCAUGGAAACAUUCUACUAACAGAUUCUGAUUUUAUGGUCAUGACCCUUCUUCGGUCCCACAGGGAUGAUGAUAAAGGGGUUGCAAUCAUGUCACGCCAUCGUUAUCCUACUGAAAUUUGUCGAGUUUUUGAGCGAACCACUGCUGCAAAGUUACAUGCAGCCCUUACUUCUUCCAAGGAGCAGCCCUUACAAGCAGCCCUUACUUCUUCCAAGGAGCCUGGUAACAAAGAACCUGUUGAGAAUAAUGAUGCUAGAACUAAUGUGUCUGCUGCACCAAAAGAAAAGCAGGGCCGUAAAGGUGGGAAAUCAUCUGAGUCAAGUAAAAAUACCGGCGAUGGUACUCAUGCCAAACAGGCCAUGUUGAAAACUGUCCUUGGGGAGGGACUUGGUUAUGGACCUGCACUUGCUGAGCAUAUUAUACUCGAUGCUGAUCUAAUUCCUAAUACAAAAGUUCCUAAAGAUAACAAAUGGGAUGAUCAUACAGUUCAGGCUUUGCUCCAAGCUGUUACAAAGUUUGAGGACUGGCUAGAGGAUAUUAUUUCUGGAGACAAAGUUCCUGAAGGAUUCAUAUUGCAGAAGCAAACUUCUGAACCAGGAAAUACUGGGCAGGUUACUUUGAUUUACAAUGAUUUCUGCCCCAUUUUACUGAACCAGUUCAAGACUAAGGAGUAUGUGAAGUUUGAAACAUUUGAUGCAGCUUUGGAUGAGUUCUACAGCAAAAUUGAGGGUCAAAAGGUAGAACACCAGCAAAAGGCAAAAGAGAACUCUGCCAUCCAGAAACUGAAUAAAAUACGCUUGGAUCAGGAAAAUCGUGUGCAUACACUAAGGAGUGAAGUUGAUCGUAGUGUUCAAAUGGCGGAGUUGAUAGAAUACAACUUGGAAGAUGUGGAUGCUGCAAUAUUAGCUGUGCGUGUAGCUCUUGCAAAGGGCAUGAAUUGGGAGGACCUUGCUCGUAUGGUGAAGGAGGAGAGGAAAUCUGGAAACCCUGUGGCUGGCCUCAUUGACAAGCUCCAUCUUGAAAGAAAUUGUAUGACAUUGCUGUUGAGCAACAAUCUUGAUGAAAUGGAUGAUGAUGAGAAGACACUCCCAGCGGAUAAGGUUGAAGUUGAUUUAGCUCUUUCAGCGCAUGCCAAUGCUCGGCGGUGGUAUGAAAUGAAGAAAAAACAGGAGAGCAAACAUGAAAAGACCAUUACAUCACAUGAUAAAGCUUUUAAAGCUGCUGAAAGAAAGACUCGUCUACAGCUUUCACAGGAAAAAGCUGUUGCCACAAUUUCACAUAUGCGCAAGGUUCACUGGUUUGAAAAAUUCAAUUGGUUCAUCAGCAGUGAGAACUAUUUGGUUAUCAGUGGCCGUGAUGCUCAACAGAAUGAGAUGAUAGUCAAACGCUAUAUGUCAAAAGGAGAUCUGUAUGUCCAUGCAGAUCUGCAUGGAGCUUCCAGUACUGUGAUAAAAAAUCACAGGCCUGAACAACCAGUACCUCCUCUGACUUUAAACCAAACAGGAUGUUUCACGGUUUGCCAUAGUCAGGCAUGGGAUUCAAAGAUCGUCACUAGCGCUUGGUGGGUUUAUCCUCACCAGGUCAGUAAAACUGCUCCUACUGGGGAAUAUCUUACAGUCGGGAGUUUUAUGAUCCGUGGGAAGAAAAACUUUCUUCCUCCUCACCCUCUUAUUAUGGGCUUUGGGUUGUUAUUUCGCUUGGAUGAGAGCUCCUUGGGAUCACAUUUAAAUGAAAGGAGGGUAAGAGGAGAAGAGGAAGGGAUAAAUGAUGUUGAAGAAAGUCAUCUUCUCGAAGAAAAAUCUGAUUCAGAGUCAGAGAAUGAAGCCACAGAUGAAACACUUAAAGUAGAACUGGAAAGCAUUCCUGAUUCAUCUGCAGAUCUACUUAAAUCAGUAUUUGAGGGAUCUGCAGUUGAAGAUGCUCAUAGUGGCUCAACUACCACCAAUGCUAAAGAAGCUAUUGAUUCACAUGAUUUGCCUGUUGAGGAGAGGACCACCUUGGGUGGUGUUAAUAAGGAAAAUUUAUCUGGUAAUGCUAGAAAUGUUGUUGCUCCAGUCAACCCGCAACUUGAGGACCUCAUUGAUCGAGCUCUUGGGCUAGGAUCUGCUAGUAUAUCUGGUAAAAGUUAUGAGCUUGAAGCUUCCCACAUUGAUCCUUUCGAGGAGCAUAAUCAUGAAGAGAGGAAAGCUAUAGUCAAAGAUAAACCUUAUAUCUCAAAGGCCGAAAGAAGAAAGCUCAAGAAAGACCAGAACAAUGCGGGUGUAGAUGCAAAUGUUGAGCAGGAAACUGAAAAACCAAAAGAAGCUGAUGCUUCUGUCGGUUAUCAAGAGAAAAAAGUUCAAACUACAAAGCCAGGUGUUGUCAAAAUCAGUCGUGGGCAGAGAGGUAAACUCAAGAAGAUGAAGGAGAAGUAUGCCGAUCAAGAUGAGGAAGAAAGGAACCUUCGUAUGGCUUUACUGGCUUCUGCUGGAAAAAUAAACAAGACAGAUGGAGAGACAAAAAAUGAAAAUGCAGUUACAGUCAAAGGGAAGAAACCUGAUAGUGGUCCUUCUGAUGCUCCAAAAAUAUGUUACAAGUGUAAGAAGGCUGGUCACCUGGCCCGGGACUGUCAAGAGCAUCCAGAUGGAUCUUCGUAUAGUCAUUCAAAUGGUAGUUUUGAAGGCGAUUCCCAUGUGGUUUUGGGUGAUACUGCCUCUGUAAUGGACAGGGUGGCUAUGGAAGAGGAUGAUAUCCAUGAGAUUGGUGAAGACGAGAAGGGGAAAUUGAAUGAUGUUGAUUACUUGACUGGGAAUCCACUGCCUAGUGAUGUUCUCUUAUAUGCUGUGCCUGUCUGUGCUCCGUACAAUGCAGUUCAAUCAUAUAAAUACCGUGUCAAGAUAAUUCCAGGCACUGCAAAGAAAGGGAAAGCUGCAAAAACCGCCAUGAGUUUGUUUAGCCACAUGCCAGAAGCAUCAACUAGAGAGAAGGAAUUGAUGAAAGCAUGUACAGACCCUGAGCUAGUUGCUGCAAUUGUUGGCAAUGUAAAGGUAACUUCUGCGGGACUGACUCAGUUGAAACAGAAGCAAAAGAAAGGUAAGAAGAGCAGCAAAGGAAGCUAGCCAGCUUGGUGUGCAGUGGGUGUUUCUGAAAUCAAGCAGAGGGUCUUCAAAUUUGGCAUGUCACCAUCAUGUUUAUGCUUUUUGUGGAAGUUCAGUUUUGUUCUCAGAUUAGGACUUCUGAAAACUAGCCCCUUCAAUCUACUUGGGGGGAAAAAAAUAUGAGUGUAUUUACAAAAAUGAGAAAACUAGCCCCCUCCUUGGCUCCUUUUUUU